AUGUUGACAUUCAAACUUUCUUCAUCUACCAACAUCUACACUUUCAUCCUCUUAUUUCUUCUACUACUCAAUAUUUCUCUAUGUUCAUCUAUCAUACUACCUACUACCCUAAUCCUUCCGGUCACCAAAGACUCAUCAACCCUACAAUACAUUACAGUAAUAGGGCAAAGAACUCCUUUAAUACCCGUAAACUUCACAGUCCACCUUGGUGGCGAAAGCUUGGUGGUGGACUGUGAAAGUGGUUACACCAGCUCAACUUACAAACCGGCUCGAUGUAAGUCCAAACAAUGUUCUUUUGCCAAGGUUAAGUUUGAUGCUUGUGGAGACUACUGCCUAACAAAACCUAAACCUGGAUGCAACAACAAUACAUGCCAUACUCUAGUUGGAAAUCCCGUUAUUACUACUUAUACAUUCGGUGCAGAACUUGCUGAGGAUGUGUUGGCAAUUGGGACAUCGCCAAUCGUCCUUGUCUCUCAGCCAAAAUUUAUCUUCACUUGCGUUGAAUCUUAUAUAAUGAAACGUCUCGCCAAAGGAGUCACAGGAAUUGCAGGUUUUGGACACAAUAGUACAAUAUCCAUUCCUAAUCAACUUGCUUCAUUAGACUCAAAAUUUACCAGGAAGUUUGGUAUUUGCUUGAGCUCAUCUACAAGAUUUAGUGGAGUUAUUUUCAUCGGUUCUAGUCCAUAUUAUGUUUACAAUCCUAUGAUUGAUAUCUCCAAGAAUCUUGUAUACACCCCACUAGUUGGAAAUCCCAUGGACUGGUUGACUCCUAUGGAGUACCAUGUUAAUGUUUCAUCCAUUCGAAUCGCGGGAAAAGAUGUGCCACUUAAUAAAACAUUGUUAUCUAUUAAUGAUCAAGGACAUGGUGGGACGAGAAUCAGCACAACAAUACCUUUCACAAUCUUGCACACUAGCAUUUAUGAAGCUGUUAAAACUGCUUUCAUCAACGCACUUCCUAAGAAUGUGACAAUGGUAGAUCCUCCUAUGAAGCGAUUUGGAGCUUGCUUUAGUUCAAAAAACAUUAAGAUCACAAACGUUGGACCAGAUGUUCCUGUGAUCGAUUUUGUUUUCCACAAGAAGAGUGCAUUUUGGAGAAUUUAUGGGGCAAAUUCGGUGGUACAAGUUAGUAAGGAUGUUAUGUGUUUAGCAUUUGUUGGAGUAGACCAAACAUGGAAACCAUCGAUUGUGAUUGGAGGAUAUCAAUUGGAAGAGAACUUGUUGGUAUUUGAUCUUCCACAUAAGAAGAUAGGUUUCAGCUCCUCACUCAAGCUCCAGCAAACAUCAUGUUCCAAGUACGAUCACGCGUCUAAAAGUUAA
This is a messenger RNA of Solanum stenotomum, 1317 nucleotides long. Its product is annotated as probable aspartic proteinase GIP2. Gene Ontology annotation, molecular function: aspartic-type endopeptidase activity. The transcript is spliced from 2 exons. Lineage: Eukaryota; Viridiplantae; Streptophyta; Magnoliopsida; Solanales; Solanaceae. The record is from RefSeq and is a predicted model, not a curated record. Bases 1 to 1317 code for a protein of 438 amino acids. Gene Ontology annotation, biological process: proteolysis.